This is a messenger RNA of Ustilaginoidea virens, 1812 nucleotides long. RefSeq lists its product as uncharacterized. Lineage: Eukaryota; Fungi; Ascomycota; Sordariomycetes; Hypocreales; Clavicipitaceae. The coding region runs from base 1 to 1812 and encodes 603 amino acids. The transcript has a single exon. The record is from RefSeq and is a predicted model, not a curated record.
AUGCCUCCCGAGCGGCCGAAUCUACGCGAACUAAACGCUUCUCUCGAAGCCCUCGCCGUUGUAUUCCCCGACGUGCAGGUACAAGUGUUUAGGGAGUUGCUGUCCAAUUUCGACGGCGAGUCAAGACUGGCCCUUGUUGCCGAUGCCCUCCUCAAAAAUCGCGUCGAAUGGGUCAAGGGGCGAUGGAAGGUCAUGGACAAGCAGGAUGCCUCUCCGGCAACUCUGCCCCGGAGCGAAAUGUUCCGCAGCCCAGAGUAUGUCCAGGCUGUGGCAGCGUUGGCCGCUCACGAGUUUCGAGGUUUGGCCAAGUCGACGGUCAACGCCGUUCUAGCCGAGUGCAACUAUGCGUACCUAGAGGCCCGACAGACGCUGGUCGACCUGUCGUCGAAAUCCUGGCGGUUCACGGUGCAGUCGCUCCUCCUGCGACGCAAGCUCCUGACCACGGGGGAGGCCGAGAAUCACCCCUUGGUGGUGUGGCGGUCCACCGGGCAGGGAUCAAUCGUGCCGACGAUCAGAACGACUGGAAACGCCGAACUGGAUCGCGAACUGUACGAUGCUCUCAUCCGCCCCCUGAAGAGGAAAUUGAAGGAAAAGGGGGAAGCAAAGGACCGUGGGCUGGCCGUCCUGCUGAACAAGGAAGAGGCGGAAGCAGCAUGCGCCACUUAUGAAUGUGCUUGCUGCUUCGUCGACUACACGUUUGAAGGCUUUACGAGCUGCAGCAAAGAAGGACACCUGAUUUGCCACCAUUGCGUCCAGAGCUCCAUCAAAGAGGCCCUCUUUGGGCAGGGUUGGCAGAGCAGCAUCAACGUGGACACGGGCACUCUCAAAUGCUUGUCAGCGGAUGGCUCCGGAUGCACCGGUCACGUAUCGUCGGACGACCUUCGACGAGCGUUAUUCACCGACGACAAGUGUGGUCCGGACAUGCUCGACAGGCUGGAUCAACGGCUGGCGGAGCACGGCCUCGUUGCUGCCGACGUGCCGCUCAUUCGCUGCCCGUUUUGCAGCUACGCCGAAAUCGACGACGUCUACCUCCCGUCGCACGAGGCCAGGCCCCGCUUCAAGCUACGGAGCGUCUACAACCUGGCCGUGGCGUCCGCCGCUGUGAUGGGUUUGAUUUCGCUCUUCCCCCUGGCAUUACUAGCAGCCCUCGUUUGCGUGACGGUCAGCGUCAGACUAGAGGUCUGGCGCAGCAUCGGACCCGAAUGGAAGCAAGCCGUGCACAGGCACUGUCGCCGGCGCCGUGGCCUUCGCUUCUCGUGCCAGAAUCCGAAAUGCGCUCGGGCCUCGUGCCUCUCGUGCCACAAGUCAUGGACGGACAUACACGUGUGCAACGAAUCUUCCCUCGUGGCUUUGCGGACACAGGUCGAGCAAGCCAUGAGCAUGGCGAUCAAGCGGGUGUGCCCUCGCUGCAACACGUCGUUUGUGAAGAAUGCGGGGUGUAACAAGCUCACCUGCCCAUGCGGAUACAAAAUGUGCUACGUAUGCCGUGCGGACCUGAGCGAAGACGGCUACCGUCACUUUUGCGACCACUUCCGCCCCGACGGCGACCCGAGGCCGUGCACGCAGUGCGACAGGUGCAACCUGUGGGAGUCGGAGGACGUGGACGCCGUCCUCGAGGAAGCCCGCGAGGUAGCCGAGAGGAAGUGGGCAGAGACGGAGCGGAGGGAGCUGUCUGGGCCCGAGAAGGCCUAUCUCGAAACCGGCGUUGCCUCGCAGGGCGUGCAAUCGAGAGUUGACCGAUUCCUUGCCAGUCACACCGCGCCCAAGCUGCCGGACGUACUGGACAUGAUUGUCGAGGCAAUGUAUGUGUGA